Molecule: messenger RNA, 890 nt
Organism: Gossypium raimondii (Peruvian cotton)
Lineage: Eukaryota; Viridiplantae; Streptophyta; Magnoliopsida; Malvales; Malvaceae
Product: auxin-responsive protein SAUR32
Exons: 1
Coding region: 243-599 (118 amino acids)
Biological process (GO): response to auxin
Source: RefSeq, a predicted model, not a curated record
AUCAAGCUUUAUAAAUAUUGAACUUCCCAAAGUUCCGUUUGGUACGAGUUUACAUGUUGCUGUGGAUUAUCAACCAUGAGCAACGUGGCUAAGUUUCUCAGAUACUCUUCACUCACUAUCUUCGAACAACCCAUUGCAAAGGACCUUUGGCCAUCCUCUACUUCUUCUUUCUAGCUUCUUCUUCUAGGGUUCUUGCCUUUGGGUAAUCUUUGUUGUUGGGUUUUUUUUUUUUUGAAGAAAAUAUGAGUAGUGGAGAGAAAAGCUUGAGGAACUUCCAUUUACACCUACCACACCUUCAUCAUCAUCAUCAUCAAGGGAAGAAACAAACGAGGGAUGUGCCAAAAGGGUAUUUGGCAAUCAUGGUGGGAUCACAAGGAGAGGAGCGACAGAGAUUUGUGGUGCCUGUUAUGUACUUCAAUCACCCCUUGUUCAUGCGACUGUUGAAAGAGGCGGAGGAAGAGUACGGGUUCGACCAGAAGGGAACCAUCACAAUCCCCUGUCAUGUGGAAGAAUUCAGGAAUAUACGGGGCUUGAUUGAUAAGGAAAAGUCUCUUCAUCAUCAUCAUCACCAUCAUCAUGUGGGUUGUUUUAGGGUUUGAAUAAUUUGUUGUUAUUUACUUCAAUGGUUUUCAAACAAACUCGGGCGAAAACCAUGACCAUGAUUCACUUCAAUAGUCUAUCUUCUUCAGUUUUUGUGGGUUGAUUUUGUAAAUUUGGGGGCUGUUUUCUUUUUUCAGUUUGUUUUUUGGCUAGGCCUUAGAUGGUUGACGAGGAUGAUGAUAAAAAAGAUGAUGCGAUAAUGGUUACAGAUGUUGCUUCCAAUUGUAGUGACUUUGGGUUAUUUUCUUAGAACUGUAAUGAAAAUAAUAAAAAAUAAAAAAUUAAGCAAA